This is a messenger RNA of Hibiscus syriacus, 588 nucleotides long. RefSeq lists its product as uncharacterized. Lineage: Eukaryota; Viridiplantae; Streptophyta; Magnoliopsida; Malvales; Malvaceae. The record is from RefSeq and is a predicted model, not a curated record. The transcript is spliced from 2 exons. The coding region runs from base 56 to 547 and encodes 163 amino acids.
UCCAACUUGGCUAUCAUCCACUGAUUAUGAGAAAACUUUAGUUUUCGUAUAUUCUAUGAAAAUCUUUUGUUCAGAAUGUUUUUCUAUUUCUUGUAUUCUCAUGCAUCACCUCUUUUUUGACAGUCCUGAGAAAAUCAAGCUGAAGCCGUCGCCAAAGAAGGGUUCAAAGAAGUUAGGCAGGGAUAGAGAUCUCUACAAGAAGAACUUUUUUCAUGCAUGUGAGUGCCUUAUUUCCUUGAUGGUUGAUAAGAGACGGCAAGGCAGAACAGCAGUUCUUUCCCUUAGGAAAUCCGAACCUGAACUUCCUCAGCUCUUGACCCAAUUCUCUGCUAGCAUUGCUGGGGCUGGUCUUGCUGUUCUCUUCUCUGCUAUUUUUAAGGUUGCUUGUGGGAGAGUUCCAUUUGGUACAUCUAAACUAUUUAGCACUGGCCUCGCCUUUGGACUAGUUUGGCUCUCGCGGGCAGUCAACCGACUUAGGGACAUGGUCGUACAUAUCAGCAAGAAUACUAGCAAGUCGGAUCCGGAGGAAGAGGAGAUGAUUAAGUGAGUGGAGAGAAGCUUAAAUCAAAUCUAUUUCAGAGCUGCGAC